AUGUCGCAGCAGCCACCACCCACAGUAAUGCCGCAGAAUAUGCUUCCUCCUGGGGAAGCAGAGCUCGCCCAGGCCAAUUCUUACUAUCCGCAGGAACCUGCAGACCUAACGGGGGGUCUUCCUAUCAACCUUGACUCUCUGCGUGAUGGUCCACCAGGAAGCAAACCAUUUUAUCCAUAUUCUACGCUUAUACGGUAUGCUAUAAAGGGUUCUCCGAAUCAAAAGUUACUCCUCGAGGAUAUUUACUACGCCAUUGAAUCCCGCUUUCCUUAUUUCAGGAAUGCCCCAUCCGGUUGGAAGAACUCAGUGCGACACAACCUUUCACUCAACCCAUGCUUUGAGAAAGUGCCGCGUCCCCUCACCGACCGAGGGAAGGGCUCGUACUGGACUGUCAAUGAUAACGUAGACCCGAGAACAGGUGUCCACCGAGUGAGGAAGAAGAAGCCGAAGGGCAUAAGGGAUGUGGAUUAUCAUCCUGAAGCAUUCAACGACCCUAAUGCACAAUUUGUGCAGCCGCCACCUAUGCAUCCUGACGAAGCAGGCCCCAGUCGGCAAGCGCCGUAUCCACCAUUUGAUCCCAACUUCCAGAUGAUGCCUCCUCCACCUCCCGGCCUUCGAUUCCCUCCUGUGCCCAUAGAUGAUUUGGAGGUAGACGAGGGUGGGAAUAUCUUGUGGCGUUUGUCCUUGAUGAAGGAACUUGCGCACUUGCAGCAAAUUUCGUCAGAGAAGGACAUGGGCGAAGAUUGGUAUCGCGUGAUGCUGUUGCGUAUGCGUGGGGCUGUCAUGGCCCCACCACCUGCAUAUCAUGAUGGUAUGCACCCUCCACCUGGGAUGCCACCUCCACCUCCGCCCAACCCGGAGUUACAGCAAUGA
This is a messenger RNA of Suillus subaureus, 873 nucleotides long. RefSeq lists its product as uncharacterized. Gene Ontology annotation, cellular component: nucleus. Gene Ontology annotation, molecular function: DNA-binding transcription factor activity, RNA polymerase II-specific; RNA polymerase II cis-regulatory region sequence-specific DNA binding. Gene Ontology annotation, biological process: regulation of transcription by RNA polymerase II. The transcript has 6 exons. NCBI's taxonomy places the organism in Eukaryota, Fungi, Basidiomycota, Agaricomycetes, Boletales, Suillaceae. The record is from RefSeq and is a predicted model, not a curated record. Bases 1 to 873 code for a protein of 290 amino acids.